Penicillium olsonii is the source of this 933-nucleotide messenger RNA. The record is from the annotation of a GenBank genome assembly. Lineage: Eukaryota; Fungi; Ascomycota; Eurotiomycetes; Eurotiales; Aspergillaceae.
AUGUCCAUGUCCAACUCCGCCUGGCGAGCUUUGCACUACAGUGCAAAGCGUCGCGUGUUCCAGCCCACCGCAUACCGCUGCUUCUCCUGCGCCACCCGCGUCCAGAACAAGCCCGAGAAUGACCGCAUGACACACUUCGGAUUCACCAAUGUCCCCGAGUCAGAGAAGGAGACGCGAGUCGGCGCCGUCUUCAGCUCCGUGGCAGCCUCCUACGACCGCAUGAACGAUCUCAUGUCCCUCGGCAUCCACCGCCUCUGGAAAGACCACUUCGUCCGAUCCCUCAACCCAGGCUCAUGUCUGCCCGCCCUGACAGCCGACAAGCCAGGCUGGAACAUCCUGGACAUCGCCGGCGGGACCGGCGACAUUGCGUUCCGCAUGCUCGACCACGCCACGCACAUCAACCACGACAUGGAGACCCGGGUGACAAUCAGCGAUAUCAACGCCGACAUGCUGGCCGAGGGCCGCAAGCGCUCCCUCGACACCCCCUACUACAACACCAAGCGAUUGGACUUCGUCGAGGCCAACGCCGAACACAUGCCGCAUAUUCCGGAUGCGUCCAUCGAUCUCUACACUGUUGUCUUUGGUAUUCGCAAUUUCACCGAUAAGCAGGCGGCGUUGAACGAGGCAUUCCGCGUCCUCAAGCCCGGUGGUGUCUUCGCUUGCAUGGAGUUCAGCAAGGUUGAUAACCCUGUUUUGGACACGAUCUACAAGAACUGGAACUUCAGUGCUAUUCCCCUGAUCGGACAGGUUGUUGCCGGUGAUCGCGAUAGCUACCAGUACCUCGUUGAGAGUAUUGAGCGCUUUCCCAGCCAGGAGGAGUUUAGAGGUAUGAUCCAGAAGGCUGGAUUUAUGAUUCCUGGCCAGGGCUAUGAGAACCUGACUGGUGGAAUUGCUGCCAUCCACAAGGGCAUCAAGCCCAUCUCCAAGGCUUGA